Molecule: messenger RNA, 1172 nt
Organism: Zophobas morio
Lineage: Eukaryota; Metazoa; Arthropoda; Insecta; Coleoptera; Tenebrionidae
Product: testis-specific serine/threonine-protein kinase 4-like
Exons: 5
Coding region: 88-1104 (338 amino acids)
Biological process (GO): intracellular signal transduction; protein phosphorylation
Cellular component (GO): cytoplasm
Molecular function (GO): ATP binding; protein serine/threonine kinase activity
Source: RefSeq, a predicted model, not a curated record
UCAGAUUUUUGCGUCAAUCAAAUUUUUGUGAAAAAUGGAAUAAAUCACAUUAUUAGUUUUCAAUGACAUGAUUUGUUAUUGCAAGUUAUGUCCAAUCCUUCUGCACAAAAAACAGACAGUGACAUGCUCACUACUACUCAAGUAGUAGCAGGCCAGCCCAUACUUAAAGAAGGUAAAAAGCAAACAGUUCUAGAAUCACAUGGCUAUGUUUUGGGGAAAACCAUCGGAUCUGGUUCAUACGCUACGGUGCGGAUGGCACACAGCGAGCGACACAAUAUGAAUGUGGCCGUCAAAAUUGUAAGCAAAUUUUCAGCACCGGCAGAUUACUUGAAGAAAUUUCUUCCGAGAGAAAUCGAAGUUGUAAAAGGGCUGAAACAUCCGAAUUUGAUUCGCUUUCUACAAGCCAUUGAGACUACUCAUCGGGUUUACAUCAUUAUGGAAUACGCAGAGAAUGGUAGCCUUUUGGAAAUUAUUCGUCGAGAUACAUAUAUUGAUGAAACACGAUCGAGAAGAUGGUUUAGACAACUCGUAGAUGCUGUAGACUACUGUCAUGAAAGAGGUGUCGUUCACAGAGAUAUUAAAUGUGAAAAUUUACUAAUUAAUAGUGACUUUGAAAUAAAGUUAUCGGAUUUUGGUUUUGCCAGAGGGCAUAUGAAAGUCAAGAAUGGUCAAGUUCCUCUAAGCGAAACUUUCUGCGGGAGUUACGCUUAUGCUUCACCCGAAAUUUUAAAAGGGAUACCUUAUCAACCCCAAUAUUCCGACAUUUGGUCGAUGGGAGUUGUACUAUUUGCUAUGGUUUAUGGUCGAUUACCGUUUGAUGACACCAACUACAGGGACUUAGUUAAGCAAGUGACAAAUAAAGUGAUAUUUCCUAAGGAGCCGAAAGUAUCCUUGAUGUGCAAAUCUCUAAUAAACAAGAUUUUAGCACCACUUAAGGCUAGAAUAAGAAUUCCUGGUAUUAAAACAGAUCCUUGGUAUAUUUUUAAUGUGAACGAGAGUGGUCAAGGAAGCAAGGAAAGAAAUGACCCUGAUCGUGCAAGUCGUCCUGUGAAUAGCAGUGCUGGGUCUAUACCUGCUGCAAGAGAAGCUCGAGAAAUUUCAUAAAACACAGACUGAAUCGAUGUUUUACAAGAAAAAAUUUAAACAAUAAAAACGAAAAACAUCAAAAAAGA